This is a messenger RNA of Teleopsis dalmanni, 1278 nucleotides long. RefSeq lists its product as uncharacterized. The record is from RefSeq and is a predicted model, not a curated record. The transcript has 2 exons. The coding region runs from base 1 to 1278 and encodes 425 amino acids. Lineage: Eukaryota; Metazoa; Arthropoda; Insecta; Diptera; Diopsidae.
AUGACAAGGUUGCCAUUCAAAGGCGACACAAGUACUUUUGGAAAUUCUCAGAAAAAUGCAUUAAGAAGAUUUUUAUCUAUGGAAAGAAGACUUGACUCCAAUAUUGAGUUAAAAUUGGAAUAUGUGAAAUUUAUGCAAGAUUAUGAAAAUCUCGGACAUAUGUCGAUGGUUAAGGAUUUGGAUUUAAAUUCUCCCCACUAUUUUAUCCCACAUCAUUAUGUAAUUAAACCAGAUAGCACAACUACUAAAUUACGUGUAGUGGGCCCUACAAUCCAAAAUGAACUUGUAAUAACAUUAUUAAGAUUUCGAUUAUAUCAAUAUGGAAUAACGGCUGACAUAACAAUAAUGUAUAGACAAUUUUGGCUACAUCGAAGUGAUCGCAAUUUUCAACUAAUUUUGUGGCGUGAGCAUAAAUCGCAAAAUAUUUCAGUUUAUCAACUGAAUACUGUUACAUAUGGUACGAGUUCUGCGCAAUUUCUUGCAACUAGGUGCUUACACUACAUUGCAGAUAACUAUCCUUACCGUAAAGAAACAGGUAAAAUGAUAUUAAAAAGGGAUUUUUAUGUCGAUGACAUGAUCUCAGGAGCAGAUGACUUGGAGACAUUGCAAGCCAUCAAAAAUGAAACUACCGAAAUAUUGGAUUUUUACAACUUAUCGUUAACAAAGUGGAAUAGUAACAAUGUUAACAUCACUGCACCAAAUGUUAAACUUACAGAUAUUGAGACUGCAAGAGAUAUGGCAUGCCCACUUGGAAUGUUAUGGAAUACGAAAGAAGACUAUUUUUGCUUCACUUUUCAAUCAACCAAUAUACCAGCAAGUCAUACUAAACGAAACAUUUUGUCAUUAGCAUCAUCUUUAUAUGAUCCUUUGGGUCUAAUUACUCCACUUAUCAUCAAAGCUAAGAUUUUGUUACAGCAACUAUGGAUAAUUGGAUGUGAUUGGGAUGAAUCCGUACCUCAAGAAAUUUACACAACAUGGAACAAAAUUCUUGCUGAUUUGCAUCAAGUGGUAUGCCGCCACUUGAUCUGCUGGCAUACGGACUUCGAGAGAUCUGGCACAGUAAAGUUGGCUGGAAAAUCACAACCAGCUAUUGUUCGUGAACUUAAAGCAAAUAAAAUAUCUAAUCGUAUCGUGUAUCGUACUUUAAAUCGUUAUGAUAAUACAGACAGCGUCGCCAAACACUAUGGUAGUGGACAAGAAAAAACAGGAAGAUCACCUAAAAUGAUUCAGAAAGUAAAGACUCGACUUGAACGAAAUCCACGUCGAAGUGGUAAUUAA